AUGAACUGGGCCUUUUUGCAGGGUCUCCUCAGUGGGGUCAACAAAUACUCAACAGCGUUUGGCCGUAUUUGGCUCUCUGUUGUGUUCAUCUUCAGAUUGAUGGUGUUCCUUGUGGCUGCUGAGAAGGUAUGGGGGGACGAGCAGGGGAACUUUGAUUGUGACACAAGGCAGCCAGGUUGUAAGAACGUCUGUUACGAUCACUUCUACCCCAUUGCCUAUUCACGGCUCUGGUCACUGCAGCUAAUCUUUGUCACCUGCCCUUCACUGCUGGUUUUGCUGCAUGUGGCAUACCGUGAUGACCGUGAGCGAAAGAACCAGCUGAAGAAUGGUGAGGACUGCCGAAAGCUCUAUGAAGACACUGGAAAAAAGCGUGGUGGACUCUGGUGGACCUAUUUAUUCAGCCUGUUCUUUAAGUUAGCAGUGGAUGGUGUUUUCAUUUUUCUGGUGUUCUACAUCUAUGAAGAAAAUUUCUUUCCACUGGUGGUGAAAUGCAAAGAAGCACCUUGCCCGCAGGCUGUAAACUGUUUCAUCAGCCGUCCCACAGAAAAGCGUAUCUUCACCAUUUUUAUGGUCAUCACCAGUUGUUGUUGUAUCCUACUUACAUUGCUUGAGAUGGUCUACCUGAUGGGAAAGCGCUGUAAGGAGUUGGCAACCACUCGCUCUGGGUACAGACAUCAAGGACACAUUGCAUCUCUAACAAAUUCUCAGGCACAGAAUGCCCAUAACGAGUCCAUGGUAAAGGACCAUCAGGUAGAGGGAAGUGCCCCUGCCUAUAAGGCUUGA
Alosa sapidissima (American shad) is the source of this 783-nucleotide messenger RNA. Its product is annotated as gap junction beta-4 protein-like. Gene Ontology annotation, biological process: cell communication. Lineage: Eukaryota; Metazoa; Chordata; Actinopteri; Clupeiformes; Clupeidae. Gene Ontology annotation, cellular component: connexin complex. The coding region runs from base 1 to 783 and encodes 260 amino acids. The transcript has a single exon. The record is from RefSeq and is a predicted model, not a curated record.